CCCAAUUCGAGAUGAGACGAAUUCUUAUUAUGGCCAAAUCCUUCCUUCUGGAUGCUGAGAUUUGACCCAAAUCGACGAGAUUCGACGAUGAGCAACCCGGAAGAAAACAAAGGAGAAGCUGGGAGAGCAGAUAGUCAAGAUCUGCGUUUGUUGGCCGUGAAGCAAUCUGCGGCGGUGAAACUGUGUCUACUCGUUCGGCGCCCAGCGUUAAUUGCACUUUUCCAGUGCCUCCAUGGAUUCUUCAACCUCUCCACCUCUUGCAUCUUCUUCAAUCCCGGCAUAGCAGGGGAGACGCGCGGCGCCAGGAAUCCUCCGAUGGGUCUUCGAGUCUCGUCGACAUAGAGAGCAAUGGCGAGGUGGAGAGUUUUUGGUGGGGAUUUAUUUAGGGGUGGGGAUUUAUUUAUGGGUGGCGCCAUGCUUAGUGGGUGAGAAGAAGGGUCUGGCGGAGAGGGUAGGUGAAGGAAUUUGAAAGAGAGAAGAAGAGUCUGGGUAGGCGAAGGGAUUGGGGAGUCUGGGUAGGUUUUGGAAGACGAUGGGGACGACGGAGAGGUUAGGUCUAGGGAUUGGGAGUCUUUUUAUUAAAUUGGUUUCCUUUUAAUUAUUUUUGUGUUCAUUAAUUUAUUUUUUAUUUUCAUUAAAUUUUAUUUAUAUUU
Linum trigynum is the source of this 653-nucleotide messenger RNA. The record is from the annotation of a GenBank genome assembly. NCBI's taxonomy places the organism in Eukaryota, Viridiplantae, Streptophyta, Magnoliopsida, Malpighiales, Linaceae.